Molecule: messenger RNA, 5154 nt
Organism: Saccostrea cuccullata (small rock oyster)
Lineage: Eukaryota; Metazoa; Mollusca; Bivalvia; Ostreida; Ostreidae
Product: proteasome activator complex subunit 4B-like
Biological process (GO): proteasomal ubiquitin-independent protein catabolic process
Cellular component (GO): nucleus; cytosol
Molecular function (GO): proteasome binding; peptidase activator activity
Source: RefSeq, a predicted model, not a curated record
UGUCAUGUUGAAUUAGCAAAUUUGGGAUUAUUUCAUAAGAUGGAGACCAGAGAGGAGGCCUUAGGCUUCAAGCCUCAAAAGGAUAAAAUCUACAAUAAGUUUUUACCGUAUGCAGAGAAUAUAGACGAUGAAUCUAAUGCAGCCUUAGCAGAAAUCAAAGGAAAUCUGGCAAAGGCCGUUCUGCUGAGAGACGUGAAAGUAGGAGCUACUUUUUGGGUUGGACAGCUGACCAGAUACAUCCGUUUGUAUGGAAUGAAAUUCUCCAAGGAGGAUCAUAUUCUGUUCAUCAAGCUGUUGUUUGAAUUGACAACCAUUCCUGACCUCGAGCUUUCAUUGGUUCCUAAGUUUGCAACCCAGCUUGUUGCCUUGUUGAAGAAACAAAAACUGUUGACACGUGAAGAUUUAGAAUUGCCAUGGAAACCUAUUUAUCAGCUGGUAGAAAAUGUAGCUUACUCCCCAUAUGAACAUCAUGGAUUGCAGUUAUUUCCACACAAUAUGGAGCACGAUUUGAAGAACCUUGUUAACUACUGUAGGACCUAUUUCCCACUCUCAGCCACUCAGGAAAUGCUGGAUGAAUGGCGACCGCUGCUCUGUCCAUUUGACGUGACCAAUAUUAAGGCCAUUCACUACUUCGAAUAUUUCUUGCCAACCGAUCUACUUCCUGAAAACCAUGAUAAAGGAUUCAAGUUGUGGCUGGACGAGUUUCUAAACAUGUGGCACUCCUACCAGAAUGCACCAACAUGGGAGGCAGGUUUGGUAAGGUUGUUUGCACGAUUGGCACAUGACACCAUCGGCUAUAUUGACUGGUCCCCACAUGUUUCCAUGGUUUUUAAUCGUUUCAUGAGGAGUUUCAAUCUGCCAGUGGGUAUGCAGAAAGUACAAGUAGGCCGCUCCAACAAUACGUAUGACAUUGGUGCCACUGUGACCUGGAUAGUGUCCAUGAUGGGUGGACCCAGUGGUAGUUUAGUUCAGGAUCACAUUGACAGCUUCUUCAAGGCUCUGCAGUCAUUUUUUCAUCCAUCAAAUCUUGGAAAGUGGAACAUAAAGCUGAGUGGUCUUUUAAUGAAUUUUCCAAAACUGGUGGUAAAGAGAAUACACAGAGAAAGAUACAAGAAGAAGGAGUGGCUAACAGAGAUUCCCGCGGACCAUAAGCUGAAGGAUUCCGAGAUCACCAGAUUUGUUAAGAGCAUGCAGCCCGUGGUGUCCGUAUCGAUGUUCAGUAAAUACGGCAGUCACGAUUCAGCUGUGGCACUGAGACACCUCUCCAACAUGAGGCCUGAGCUUAUCAUUCCAGAUUUAUUAGAGAAGAUGUACCCAGCCAUGGAGAAUCUGAUAGAGCCCCACCGCCUGAUCGCCUGUAUGAACUGUGUGGUGGCGGUGUCCCGCCCAAUGCUGAGCGCCAGGAGGUGGUACCCUGAGGGCCGUUCUCACGUCCUCCCUCUUCUGAACCUCGCUCUUCCAGGAAUCGACCCCAAUGACUUCAAGAAGUGCCUUGUCACCUUCCAGAUGAUUUCUACCUUUGUGGCCCAGGUUCCCAUUGUUGACUGCUCAGAAGCUGUCUUCAUCAGGGAUGAUCUCUCUGAUGAGGAGAAAGAGUUAUGUUCAGCCACGGCUCAGUUUGAGGACUUUGUACUGCUUUUCCUGGACAGAGUAUUUGCUCUGAUUGAGAACAGUACCCAGGAGCACACCCACGGUGAUCCGACUCGACUUAACCCAGAACAAACCAUGAUGGAGGUGGCACUGUCCUCUACUUUCACCUCAGUGCUGCUCCAGUGUUCUACACCAAUAUACGAGUCGGCUCUGUCACGCUUAUAUAACUUUAUCACCACCAGUGUGUAUGAAACCAAUGUUGGGGGAAGAUUUGCUGCAAAUCUCUGCAGGGCAGCGGCUAAGGCAAAUCCAAAAAGAGCAGUAGAAAAGUUUUUACCUCCAUUUUGUAAAAAGAUCAAAGAUCUAAUGACUGAGCAUGAGGAAUACAAAACAGAAGAACAUCUUGAUGAUGGAUUUUUGUGGAAUCUCCUCAUGCUGUCACAGCUUGUCCGAUGUAAUGGUGAAGCCCUACUGCCUUACAAAGAUCAGCUGUUAGAAGUUCUACAGAUGACCCUUCACCUGAAGUGUGUCCAGGGUUACGAACUCUCCUGUCAGCUGAUGAGGUACACACUAAGGGCCUUAACUCUCCACUUCCCACUGGAUUAUAGGAGUGUGGCAGGGUCAUUUGACAGACCAGUGUCAGAGUACCUGGCUAUUAAUGAUUGGGCUAUACCUGGUGAUAUGGACGACUUAGGCAUGAAAUGGCACAUCCCCUCAGCUGAUGAAAUAGAAUUUGCACAGUCUCUGAUGGACCAUAUACUACAACCAGAAUUAGAGAAAAUUAUGUCAUUAUCAUCAUCAAAUCAGAUUGACAAGGAGGAGUUGUUACAGAGACUAAGCAUUAUACUGGAGUGCCUACUAGGAGCGGGGGCAGCACUUCCUGCCUGGAAAUCAACAUCUGUUGAUCUGUCCAGUCUGAAUGUUAAAACACAAGUUCCAUUGGAUCGAUUUCAUGUUUCAUCUGUGAAAGAGUUAAUAGAAAUUCAGUAUAAAGGUGCUAACUUAAGACUGGAGGUCGUAAAAGCCAUGAAACAUUUGCUUAACUACCUAAUGGAGUGCACAGAGGAUGACACAAAGAGCUUGUCCAAACUGAUCAAGAUCUAUGAAACCAUCUUGUUUUUCUAUGGUGCUAGUAAACAGGACUUUGAUGCUCGAUGGAAGAGUUUACAUUCUGUAAAAGAUGCCUUAGAAGAUAAGAUGCGGGAUAGAAGGAAACACAUCCGAGCCUUACUGGUAGAUAGAGUUGUUCUACAACAAGAGAUGAGGAUGUUAUAUGGACUCUCUGGCUAUACAGAUCAUCAUCAGGACAUUCUAUGUGACCUUUACAAUCUAGCUGUCAGUAAAUAUGCUGAGGUGAGGAAGAAGGGACAGGCGGUGCUGAUGCAGUGUUUUCUGAACUUUCCCUACUGCUACCGGUGUCUGCUGGACAGGAUCUCAGACAGCCUCAUACAGAAAGACACGCCCGAAAAACAGUUCAAGGGAGUGUUGUAUGUGGUCCUUGGCAGUGGUAAGAGAUGUCUGGCCACCAAGAGGAGCUGGGAGGUGAUUGGUCAGUUAUGGCCAGCCAUUGUCCAGGCCCAGCAAUCUGAGAAACCGUCAAUUUUACGGGUCGUCGACGACAUCAUAGCUAAAGUCAGCAAGAAUCUGGAAAGUCCAGGAAUUGAAAUCAAAGUAACCUCCAGCUGUUUGGAAGCUGCCCAGAAGUUACUGUCCUCUGGUGUACCUGUAUCCAGCCCCAACACACUGACUGAGGGGGCAGACCAACGGGGGGAGGAGUUCCAGAUAGAGUGCAAUGAGUCCAACAACAGGAUGUAUGUAAAAAUCGUGGAAGACCUUGUGGCAUUAGUUAAAGGUGGAACAUUGAUGUGGAAGUUCAGUCAGUACGCUGUAGAACUGCUGACACUGUUACUGAGACAUGAUGUACCUACACCUCCUGUAGCUGUGGAACUCUUUGUGUCUAACCUCAUACAUGACUCCUUGUACAUCAGAAAGCUUUCAAUGGCCUCUGUAUCAGCCAUUCUGAAGCAACAGAAGAGAAAACACAAGAAGGUGGUGGUGGACCCCUACCGGACUGCCCCACCACCUCCGGCGGGGACCUUCCUCCCUGGGAACCGUCCAGAUAAUAACUGGAUCAUGUACGACUCCGGCCGACUACCAGACAAUCAGGAGAAGUGGGAGGCCAUGGAGUUCGUGGAUAAAACUCACUGGGGUUACUACUGCUGGCCAAAAGAAAUGAAAAUUUAUGCCCAGUAUUCAGAGCAGCCAAAACUAGAUCGUCUAGAAUCAGAACUGUUAGAUAUAGAAAAACCUAUUUAUGUGAAAUUGAGUGACUCUGAGUUUGUGAAAAAGUUUAUAGGAGUGCUUAGUUUAGAGGAACAUAAAGGACGAGAUAAAUUCAGGAACAAACAUUUAACUCUAUUCAAGGGUCUGUUUAGGAAUUACGGUGACACGUUCCUCCCCCACUUCAGAUCCCACAUCGUGGAGCUGCUGUCAGACAGGAGCCAUGAACACCAUGAAAGUAAACAGAGGUGUGGGAUGGAGAUCCUAGCAGGGGUCAUACGUGGCUCCAAACACUGGCCUUACGAGAAGGUGAAUGCCCUUUGGGACUGGGUUAUCCCCAUUCUGAGAACCUCCCUAGAUAACAUCACCAGUGAGACCCUGAAGGACUGGGGGACGUUCUUCACUGUGGUGUCCGAGAGUCGAGAUCCCAGGAGACUGUAUCGAUUGUUUGAGAUGCUCAUGGAUAAACCAAUCAGGGAGGGAUCCUCUUCUUUUGAAGACUCCAGUCGUCUUUUUGCUGUGCAGAAUGCAUUAGUACAACAGGAAUGGAGAGUUCCAGAACUCCUCCAUCGUCUGUUAGAAUUCCUGACUCCGUACCUCUCCCAUAGGUAUAAGAAUGUCAGGGACAGGAUUGGAAGCCUGCUGUCCAACAUCAUGUUGUAUGACUACAGCAUCACUGCAGGUUCCUCCACUAAAUCUCCACACAGAGUGGACUUUGUCCAGAAAGUGAUUCCACAACUGGAACCACUCAAAGACCUGGUGCUAUCAGACAAUGGAAAUAAUGGCAGCUCAAAGGAUGAGGAGAACCACAGAGAGAUGUCUUCCUUGUCAGAGAAGAUGGAGGUGGAAGAUGACGAGGAUGAAGAGAGGAAGACAACCAUAAGGCUGUGUAAAACAGUGCUGAAGUGGAUAUCUGAUGGACUAGGUAGAAUGUUUACCUCAACUACACCAGAGCUUUUCCUUUUUCUUCCAGUUAUUUGCACGUUAGAGAGUGAGACUAAGGAUGAGGAACUGAAGACUGACUGUUCUAUGGCCCUGGCCUGCUUCUCUCAGGCUCUGAUUCAGGAGAACAAUGUCACGGUGUGUCUGGAGACCAUCAGAGAAGUGAUGGGGCUGAAGUCCUGGCAUUCCCGUGUAGCAAUCCUCGGUUAUAUCCAGGUCAUGGUGUUCUGUAACCUCUUUACCAUGAUCCAGACAAAGCACAAAAAGGAAAUCCAGAACUUUAUACUGCAUCUCAUCUGUGAUGACCAAGUAGAGAACAAUUCUUACAUUGCAAUGGAGUAG